Cyprinus carpio (common carp) is the source of this 1200-nucleotide messenger RNA. Its product is annotated as SH2 domain-containing protein 4B-like. Bases 190 to 675 code for a protein of 161 amino acids. The record is from RefSeq and is a predicted model, not a curated record. NCBI's taxonomy places the organism in Eukaryota, Metazoa, Chordata, Actinopteri, Cypriniformes, Cyprinidae. The transcript is spliced from 4 exons. Gene Ontology annotation, cellular component: cytoplasm.
UCUCUCUUUCUCUGUCACAAAAAAAAAAUGUGUUACACACACAGAAACAAGAGGAAGAGGAGAGGCAGAGGGGAGAAGAGGAGAUCCGACAUGCAGAGGAAAAAAGAGUGAAGGAGCCUUGAACAAGAACAAAAAAAGUGAACAACGUGACAGAGUGGGAGGAACAAUUAUGUCGAUCCAAAGCAGCUGAUGACAAGAAAGGCUCGUUGGGCAAGAGAUGAGUAUAAGCGUCAGUCACUACAGGCUAUAGAGAAAAGCCAUGUUGCUGGCCUAAGUGGCCACUUUCAGAAUCAAUCCUACUGGAGCCACAAUACUUUCAUUGAACCAUCUGUUAGUCCUGUUCCCAGCAAUGAAGUCCGUCCCAGGCCCGGCCUUCAAUGUGCAGAACCUCCUCUGUGCCAGUGCAGACAAAGCCGCAGACAUAGUAGCAGUGCAACACAAACACUAAUGGACAGCCCUGCAUGGGUGCGAACACCACGGCCCAGUUCCAGGGAGAUGCUUAUUCUUUGGUUCACGGAAGAGCAGAAACCAAAACAAGCAGGAUAUGAACGGAAUGGCAAUGAUAUCGCACCGUGGUUCCACGGAGGAAGUCAUCACAACUACAAGGAAAGAGCUGCUGCUGGAGGCCUGCAAGCGGACUGGGCCCUCUGUGGACUUCAGAGGGAUUUCCCAUGACUCCUCACACGCUAAAGACUUCAAAGAUGGAUCUCUGCAGGGCAGCUAAUGUAGUAUGGUGUUCGCUGCAUUUCAAAGAACACGGUCAAAAAUAAACAGAGUUAUGGUGAGUUAUAGUGCCUUAUGAUAAGACCUCAACGGAAAGUUGCUAAUUUUUAAGGAAAAUAUGUAGAAUUCUGGUUUUAAACGUGGUAACGUGUUUAAAGAAGCAGAUUACACUAAUUAUGUAGAAAUGUUUAGACCUUUAUGACAACUUUAAAUUUUCUGUGCUGAUUUAAAAAAAGGAAUCAUGGUUUUAAACUUGGUAAAACAUCAAUACAAAUAUUAUGAUGAAAUGAGUACAACUUAAGAGUUUUUUUUUUUUUUUUUUUUUUUGCAUUUUCUUUGCUGAUUUUUAAGGAAAAUAUCUAGAGAUCUGAUUUUAGACAUUUUAAUAUAUAUUAAAUAGAUCAUACUUAUGUGCAAAUGUGUAGACGCAAACUAGCCUGAUGUAAAGGAACAUCAUACUGUGUUUUGCAUGAAUCU